Ceutorhynchus assimilis (cabbage seed weevil) is the source of this 2665-nucleotide messenger RNA. The record is from the annotation of a GenBank genome assembly. NCBI's taxonomy places the organism in Eukaryota, Metazoa, Arthropoda, Insecta, Coleoptera, Curculionidae.
UAUCAGUUCAAAUGAAUUUUAUAUGUUUAGCAACAAAAUAUAUUUAGUUUUUUUCCUUGGGUUUUUCAAUUGGGUGAAUUACCUUUAUAAAGUUUAAUUUUUGGACUUAAUUUAUUCCAGAUUAGAUCAUUAUAAUAAUAUACCUAGCAUGAUGGAAUAUUCUCUCGAUUCAGGAGCAAGUGUUAGCGAUAAUUCAGAUUCUAUUGAAAUGCAGGAAACAGAAGACAUGUCCGAUGACCCAUUUUGCAACCCAGAAAAGCCCGUUAGAGUGACAUUUGAGGAAAUCACAUCGGCUGCCUAUAAAAUAAGAAGCGGCAUCAAAAAUACACCAUGCGAGAAAUCGCACAUUUCCCAGCUAACAGGAAUGAAUAUUUAUUUGAAAAAAGACUUUUUACAACACACAGGAAGCUUCAAAGAACGAGGUGCAAGAUACGCUUUGCUAAUGUUGAACGAACAGGAACGUCGAAACGGAAUUAUUGCAGCAUCAUUGGGCAACCAUGCCCAAGCAGUGUGUUAUCACGGCUACAAACUGGGCAUUCCCGUGACAGUUGUAAUGCCUCUCAUUGCUCCGAUAAUGAAAAUUCAAAAAUGCCGAGAAUAUAAAGCUAAUGUGAUCAUAGAAGGCAAAGAUAUGGACGAAGCUAAGAAAACGGCCUAUAAACUGUCAAAGGAGAAAAAUUUAACUUAUAUCAACGGAUAUGAUCAUCCGCAUAUUAUAGCUGGACAAGGGACUAUCGGUUUGGAGAUUUUAGAACAAGUUAGCGAUAUUGAUGCUGUUGUGGUGCCUACAGGAGGUGGAGGCUUGCUAGCAGGAGUUUCAGUGGCUGUAAAAAUGUUGAAUCCUCAAAUUAAAAUCAUUGGUGUAGAAUCUGAAAGAUGCGCAAGUUACUCCAAAGCAAUGUCCAAUGGAAGUCCAUUAUUCACUCCAAUAGAAGGCACUCUAGCUGAUGGUUUAGCCGUGCCAGAAGUUGGCUACAAUGCAUGGGAAACUUCCAAGAAUUUACUGGAUAAAUUGGUGGUUGUCAAAGAAGAAAUGAUUGCCUUAGCUAUACUGAGGUUCAUAGAAAACGAAAAGUGCGUUGUGGAGGGGGCAGGUGCGUGUGGGUUAGCUGCAAUUCUAGCUGGUCAGUUAGACGAGUUUAAAGGAAAAAGAGUAGUUCUGAUACUGAGUGGAGGAAAUAUCGAUACAACAAUCUUAGGACGAUGUCUGGAAAGAGGUUUAGCGGCCGAUGGUCGUUUAGUUAAAUGUAGAGUAACCGUAAGCGAUAGACCAGGAGGUAUAUCGGAAUUAUGUAAAAUUUUCGGUUCGAUUGGUGUGUCAAUUAAGGAUAUUAUACACGAAAGAGCUUGGGUGGCGUCUGAUGUAUUUAGUGUAGAGGUGAUAGUGGUUUGUGAAACGCGGGAUUACACGCAUAGUGUGGAACUGCGUAAUUUGCUGCGUUCCAAGUAUAAAAAGUUCGAAUUCGAAAACUUCCCCAUCGAAAGUACUUUAGUUGCAACAAAUAAGGAUUUGUUUUCUGAUGAUUUGGAUCCGUAACUGAAAAAAAAAAGUAAAAACAUUAGGUACUAGCAACAUUCCUGCAAAGAUUUUAUCGAUUUGUUACUGUUUUAAUAGAGUUUUUAUCCGUUUGUUAUUACAUUUAUUAUUCCCUUAUCCAUUCAUUAUUAGCGGUACUUAUAAUGUAUACAGAGUGGAAAAUUAAAAAGGAUCCACCUGGAUUUUCUCGAAAAUUAUCAGGAAAUUAAAAAAACGCCGAAACACGUCGAUUUUGUUUUCGAGGGGACACUUUUUCGCUACUUCAAAAUUUUUCUAGAUUGCACCCCCUUACCGGGGUGAGUUGUACCCUCAAAAGUUGAAUAGGGAAACUGGGUCGAGUGGUACCUUGCUUGAGAGGUAUUUGAGAUGACUUUACAGAUCUGUAAUUUAUUUCGAAAUCUGACUACUAGUACUAGUUUUCAAGAUAUUCGCCUCGGAAGUUGCCAUGGGGCGUAAAAGAGAACGUGUUUUUCGUGCAUUUCUACAAAAAAAAAAAAUGAAAUUAGUGAAACCCGUCAAUUUUGUUUGUUUUGAACCUUUGUUUCUUUGUUAGUGUGAACCUUUUGAACAACCUUUCAAACAACCUUUCAAACAUGACUCACUUUUCAUUUUUUCACGAAAAACACGUCCUCUUUUCGCUCCAUGGCAACUUCCGAGGCGAAUAGGUAUCUUGAAAACUAGUAGUCAGAUUUCGAAAAAAAUGACAGAUCUGUAAAUUCAUCUCAAAUACCUCUCAAAUAAGGUACCACUCGACCCAGUUUCCCUAUUCAACUUUUGAGGGUGCAACUCACCCCGGUAAGGGGGUGCAAUCUAGGAAAAUUUUGAAAUAGCCAAAAAAGUGUCCCCCUUGCAAACAAAAUCGACAUGUUUCAGCGUUUUUUUCCUGAUAAUUUUCGAGAAAAUCCAGGUGGAUCCUUUUUAAUUUUCCACCGUAUUAAUUCAAUCGGAACAUUUCUACCUAUCUACUGAUCUUGGUUUGUCAAUAUUUUAAUUUUAUGCAAUUAUGUUAUUUUAUAUAAUGUUUAGUAUAGGUAGUGAAAUUAUUUGAAUAGUGUAUUCACGUGAUCAAUGACGUUGAAAUUAUUGCCAAUUGCAGUUUGUAAGAAAUUAAAAUUCGUUUCAAGCUGA